Lachancea sp. 'fantastica' is the source of this 1302-nucleotide messenger RNA. The record is from the annotation of a GenBank genome assembly. Lineage: Eukaryota; Fungi; Ascomycota; Saccharomycetes; Saccharomycetales; Saccharomycetaceae.
AUGUCGCAUCCCUUGGUACUGGCAAACCCACAUCUACCUCCAGAACAGAUGUUCUCACUACAAGUGGGCACCAAACUGUUCCAAGUGUCUGGAUACUCGCUAAAUUCAGACUCCCCGAAUCUGUUCACCGAGUUUUUCAUGGAAAACAAAAAUGCCACGCUUUUCAUCGACCGGUCGCCGCAGGUUUUCAAACUCAUCAUGGACCAUCUCCAAGGCUACAGCGUAAAUAUCCAAGACGAAAGCCAAUUCACAUUUUGUUUCUUGGACGCGGUGUAUUUCAAACUCCCACGACUUCAGGACUUGCUGAAAAACUGCGAGUAUUACUACGUAUGUGUAGGCGGACAACACUUCAAAUUGGCCAAAGCGUUGCUGUCUCAAAAGGGCAAUUCGCUCAACUACUUCGACAUGACGUGCCGGUCGCUAUUUGACGAUGUGCAGGCCGUGUACUUCACGAUGAACCUGGCCCGGCCACCUCCCCAAUCUCCGCCCUACGUCAACCGGUCUCCGGCUUUUCUCGCCGAUCUCAUUACGCUUUUGCAAGGUGGCAUGCUGGACUUGACGCCCGAAAGGCGCCAGUCGCUCAUCCAAGAGUGUCGUUACUACCGGUUUCUGCGGCUCGAACAACAGCUGGUCGCCGCUCAAAUACGCUGGAACCCGCUGCUCCAAACUGAAGAAAUCAUCAUUAAUCUCAAGGACGUUCGUUGCAAGUCCGUUUCCGUCCCCACAGACGACCAGCUGCCGUCCGAAGAGCCACCGGCCUCCAAGAAACGACGUUUGGUGUCCGCUUUCAGUUGGAACGCAGUUCAAUACAGACGACCUUACUUGGACUCCGAGCUGCCCCAGGCACGCGAACUGAUCUUCCAAAUUGCCUCGUCUGAGGUAACCCUGUUUUUUAUCAAAAACGCCAAAACCAUCCAUGUAGCCAUCUCGGGUCAGACAUUGACAAGAUUUAGAUCCGUGUUCCAAAAAGUGUUGGCCGAGAACAAUAUCGAUUUGAAUGCCUACGAAAGACAAAACUCGCUGCUGGUUUUGCCCGCAUGUCUAUCCUUGUGCUCCAUGCAUGUGAACAGCGUGCCAUGCAGAAACGUUUCCGCUGUCGUUGACGAGAUGCAGUUCAACGAACAAGUGCUUGAUUUCAAUAACCCUAAUCACAUAAAUCAGUUAGUGCCAGGUCUCAAGCUGGACUUGACCAAGUCGCUCUGGAAGCUCGGUGUAGUCGACAAAAAGCUACUCAUGAUAGCCAUCAAAGCGGAAGCGGUGUCAGGCCUGAAGGAAUACUACAGGGCUCUUGAUUAUGUAUAA